This is a messenger RNA of Lemur catta (Ring-tailed lemur), 1952 nucleotides long. RefSeq names its product N-myc downstream regulated 1 (gene NDRG1). Bases 167 to 1321 code for a protein of 384 amino acids. The transcript is spliced from 16 exons. Gene Ontology annotation, cellular component: cytoplasm. Gene Ontology annotation, biological process: signal transduction. Lineage: Eukaryota; Metazoa; Chordata; Mammalia; Primates; Lemuridae. The record is from RefSeq and is a predicted model, not a curated record.
GCCCUCCGCCCGGACGUAAACAAACCCCGCCUGGCUCUGCGCUCGCGCUCGGAAGCGCCAGCCCGUCCUCGCGUCCCUCUUCGGCUCCCACUGGGCGCUGCUUCGCCAGCCUAGCCGCCGGCUGCUUUGCUUCCUCCCGCUGCUUUCGGCAAGUGACAGCAGGAACAUGUCUCGGGAGCUGCAGGACGUGGACCUCGCCGAGGUGAAGCCUUUGGUGGAGAAAGGGGAGACCAUCACCGGCCUCCUGCAAGAGUUUGAUGUUCAGGAGCAGGACAUCGAGACUUUACACGGCUCCAUUCACGUCACGCUGUGUGGCACCCCCAAGGGAAACCGGCCUGUUAUCCUCACGUACCACGACAUCGGCAUGAACCACAAAACCUGCUACAACCCCCUCUUCAACUACGAGGACAUGCAGGAGAUCACCCAGCACUUUGCUGUCUGCCACGUGGACGCCCCGGGCCAGCAGGACGGCGCUGCCUCCUUCCCCAUGGGGUACAUGUACCCCUCCAUGGAUCAGCUGGCUGAAAUGCUUCCUGGAGUCCUUCACCAAUUUGGGCUGAAAAGCAUCAUAGGCAUGGGGACAGGAGCAGGCGCCUACAUCCUAACUCGAUUUGCGCUGAACAACCCCGAGAUGGUGGAGGGCCUCGUCCUCAUCAACGUGAACCCUUGUGCCGAAGGCUGGAUGGACUGGGCUGCCUCCAAGAUCUCCGGAUGGACCCAAGCCCUGCCAGACAUGGUGGUGUCCCACCUCUUUGGGAAGGAGGAAAUGCAGAAUAACGUGGAGGUGGUCCACACCUACCGCCAGCACAUCGUCAAUGACAUGAACCCCAGCAACCUGCACCUGUUCAUCAAUGCCUACAACAGCCGGCGGGACCUGGAGAUAGAGCGACCGAUGCCUGGAACCCACACGGUCACCCUGCAGUGCCCUGCUCUGCUGGUGGUUGGGGACAACUCGCCUGCUGUGGAUGCUGUGGUGGAGUGUAACUCGAAACUGGACCCCACAAAGACCACUCUCCUCAAGAUGGCGGAUUGUGGCGGCCUCCCUCAGAUCUCCCAGCCAGCCAAGCUCGCCGAGGCCUUCAAGUACUUCGUGCAGGGCAUGGGCUACAUGCCCUCCGCCAGCAUGACACGCCUGAUGCGGUCCCGCACGGCCUCCGGCUCCAGCGUCACCUCUCUGGAUGGCACCCGCAGCCGCUCCCACACCAGCGAGGGCCCCCGCAGCCGCUCCCACACCAGCGAGGGAGCCCACCUGGACAUCACUCCCAACUCGGGUGCCACCGGGAACAGCGCUGGGCCCAAGUCCAUGGAGGUCUCCUGCUAGGCAGCUGUGCAGACUGCCGUCCCCGGACUCUGAUCUCUGUAGCGGCCCCCUCCUCUCCAGCCCCUUUCUGCCCCCUGCCUGCCACACUGCGCCUAACUUGGUAUUAACCCAAAGCUUAUUUUGUAAGAGUGAGCUCUGGUGGUGACAGAUUGGGUCUGUCUCGGGCACCCUCUCCGAUUAGGGCAGGGCGGCAAUGGACCAAAGGAAAGAGGCAUCUCAGUUCCAUUAACUAGUGGCCAGUUGCCACUCUCUUACCCUCCCUUAGAGACACCAAACUGCCAAAAACAAGCAGCAUAGCGGGAAACACUUCACGAAGCCAAGCCCAGGCUGCCCCCAGCAUCCUGGUUCCGAGGGGCGCUUUGUCAGACGGCCAGCUGUCCACUUCCUGUUUCCUCUCCAACUACAGAGAAGCUGCUCAGUUCCAGGAAACAAAAUCCUUUUCCGAUUUGGAGAGGGGGAGGACAGUGAAGUAUGGACACCUCUUUUAAAUAGGCAAAACAGGAAGUAGGGGGCAAAGAGGUGGACUUUAUGUUGAGGCUAGAGGCAUUUGGAAAAAACAGAUCCACUUAGUUGACUUGAAGAAAUCGAUUUUUAAAGUUGGUGCAUAUAUAAACCUUUGAAUGCUGACGCA